AUGAAAGCAGCCCUCAAAGUCUACACGGCCGGACCAGGGGUCUUCUUGAGCGAUGCGAUAGGAGAAGCCAGACGGGCGCGCACGCUAUGCGCUCAGCACGGUCUACAGGCCAUGACGCCCAUUGACCCUGAGCUCGCGGCUGGCCCGACUCCCCCGUCAGCACAGGACAUCUAUGUCGGCAAUGUCGCACUCCUCAACGCAAGCGAUGUCAUGGUUGCGGACAUCACACCGUUCAGAGGGCCGAACAUGGAUCCAGGCACUGCGUGGGAGAUAGGUUACGGCAUCGCUCUGGGCAUGCCCGUCUUUCUCUACAGCGAACAAGCUCAAACGACACUCAAAGAUCGCACACCUGACUCGGGCAAGUGGACCGUCGUGGAAGACUUUGGCGCGACAGAGAAUCUCAUGAUUGCCAGAGCGGGCAUGCCUGUGUUCGCAUCCUUGGAGGAAGCAGCUCAGCAUGUCGGUCAGCUGGCCGCUCGAGGGGAGCUCAUCGCGCGCUCGCAUUGA
Mixia osmundae IAM 14324 is the source of this 507-nucleotide messenger RNA. RefSeq lists its product as uncharacterized. The transcript is spliced from 3 exons. Gene Ontology annotation, biological process: deoxyribonucleoside monophosphate catabolic process. Gene Ontology annotation, molecular function: 5-hydroxymethyl-dUMP N-hydrolase activity. The record is from RefSeq and is a predicted model, not a curated record. The coding region runs from base 1 to 507 and encodes 168 amino acids. Lineage: Eukaryota; Fungi; Basidiomycota; Mixiomycetes; Mixiales; Mixiaceae. Gene Ontology annotation, cellular component: nucleus.